AUGUCUACCCAUCUACUCUCACUCCCGGCGGAAACGCUAGACUCGAUAACCGCUUAUCUUCCCCAUCCUAUCGAUGCGCUGAACCUGUCCAAGACCUGCCGCUAUUUCAACCAGCACCUGAGCAUGCAGCAUAACAACAAGUUCUGGUACACGAUGCUCACCGGCAGUAGGUGGAGGUACGGACUUAGGCCCCUACCUGAUUGCGAAACUGGCUGGGUCCCAGGUGGAAGUUCGCAAUUGGUGUAUGACCCUGUCCGGGACUACAAAUCCUAUGUUCUGCGGGCCUUGGCACGGAACGGGUGCCAAUUUUGCCUAACGUCCAUGCAGCACCCCCUCAACAAGACAAACCGAGAUUGGUGCGAGUGCCAAGUAUAUGGGUUUAAGAUUUGCAUGCGAUGCUUGAAGGAACACAAUAUCUGUAGGACAUCCCCGCCUCCUCUUCCCCCCUCGAGUGAACCAUACUCUAACAAAGGCUCCAACAGCCAUAAGCAAAUUCCGGGGCCUAGGCCUAGACAUAACCACCAACCCGCCUAAAUCCAGCUCCGUAAAAAUCUUCUACCUAAAACUCAGGCGCGAGAUCUCCAUGACCUACUACUGGAAAUUCGAUAUCGAAUCGCUCUGCAUCGCGCAGUUCGGAAUAGGUCUAGGGAACCUGCAGCGACGGAGGGAGGAGGAAAAGCGGGCCGUAGAAGCCCGCAAGAAGACGAACCCGAGCCCAACGCGGAAGCUCCGCGACCAGGCCAAGUCAAACCUCGCCGAGUCCGUGUGGGCCGUCUGGAACGAGGAGGUGUACAGGCACCCCCGCGAGCGCUGGGGCAAGGACCUGACGAAGGAGCAGCUCCUUGCCUGGCUCUUCCUGCGACAGGAAGACACAGAGCCGCAGGGUGCCAACGUCACUGGGACUCUCUUCCGCUACCUCAAGCCCAUCCGUGGCAAGGCCACUUUUGCCGCGAAGGACCAGGAGUGGUACGACCUUGUAGCUCGGGAACUGCUGGAGUUGCUGAAGGAUCGAAAUUACGCCGAGGACGGAUAUCGUAGGCUUUCGUUUUCCUGGCAUUUGAAGAGGAUCACAGAUAUCUAUGAACAACUCCCGUUUGAUGAUAGGCCGGACUCCUAUCAAUGUUGGUAUGAGCAUCCCAACGGGGAGUUGGUCUACCAGUAUGAGUUACCGGAUUUGCUAUCGCAUAUGGAGGAGGAGCAUCCGGUAUUCUAUUGGUCUUCUGAUGAGUGGGGGGGGUUGCUCCCGGCAGCUUAG
This is a messenger RNA of Tuber aestivum (summer truffle), 1255 nucleotides long. NCBI's taxonomy places the organism in Eukaryota, Fungi, Ascomycota, Pezizomycetes, Pezizales, Tuberaceae. The record is from the annotation of a GenBank genome assembly.